Molecule: messenger RNA, 699 nt
Organism: Pistacia vera
Lineage: Eukaryota; Viridiplantae; Streptophyta; Magnoliopsida; Sapindales; Anacardiaceae
Exons: 1
Coding region: 1-699 (232 amino acids)
Source: RefSeq, a predicted model, not a curated record
AUGACUGAAGAAAGCCCUUUGAAUUCUAGUACAUCAAAAACUAGCCAAUCAAAUAUGACUCAAACCAAUUUUGAUGUCUCAUCACCCUAUGCUCUUCGUGCCUCUGACAAUCCAGGCACAACUUUAGUAACAUGCCUCCUCAAAGAAGACAAUUACCCCACAUGGCGUCGUGCCAUGACAAAUGCACUCCAGGCCAAAAAUAAAUUUGGCUUUGUAGAUGGAUCUGUCAAACGCCCAUCACCUGGUUCCAUAGAAGAACCUGCAUGGAUUAAAUGCAACUCUAUGGUAAUUUCUUGGAUUUUUAAUUCUCUUCACCCUACCCUACAUAAUAGUGCCGCAUACUUUAUUAUGACACAAGAGAUGUGGAAGGACCUUGAAGAAAGAUUCUCUCAAGACAACGCUCCUCGCAAUUAUCAGAUGAAGACUGAGAUGGUGAAUACCUUGCAACAAGGCAUGUCUGUUUUAGCAUAUUACACAAAAUUAAAGGGAAUUUGGGAUGAGCUGAACACAUACUCGCAAAUUCCAAUGUGUACUUGUGGGUCUGCACAGGCUUUUGCUGUAGAAAGGGAGAAAGAAAAAGUGCAUCAGUUUCUAAUGGGCCUGAAUGAAAAAUACAAUACGGUACGAUCUCAAAUUUUGAACAUUGAACCACUACUCUCUUUGUCUCGUGUUUAUGGACUUGUAGCACAAGAGGAAUGA